CGUUUAUGUCAAACGGAAGGAAGCCUCAAAGUUUGAAAAUUUUGAAUUCUCAGGUGGCGGGCUUUUGCUACAGAGUUCUCUCUUCCGUCUCCGAGAGAUGACCUCUCCAAUAUGCCAAACCCUAGAUGACAACGACCUCGACGACGAAGCUCUGUGGGCCGUAAUUGACUCUGCUGCCGCCUUGUCGUCUCUCCCCUCCGCCUCCAAACCUCAAAACAAUAAUAGUAGUCGCUUUCAUUCUCCCAAAAUCACAUUUCCGAUCAUCUCGAAAUUCACCUCUCCAUCCCCGUCAUCCAGCAACACAAAACCUAGAUGUCACUCAAUGACCGACGGAGAGGUAUUGCAAGUGGAGAGUUCCAUCGACCGACCCCCGAAGAAUAAGAUCGCCAGGUUUUCUCUCUGUGAAACAACUUCUCCUCCCGCUCCUCUUGUUAUGAUGAAGCACGUGCAGCGCACGCCUCCCACGCCAUCCACGUAUUGUUCGGAGUCUCAGAUUCAAAGUCCUGCAGAUCGUUCCUCCGAUUGCUCGGUGAUGACACAUAGCUUGUCUGGUCGAUUUCCUACGGUUGCUCUCUUCAAAGAAUAUCAGAAUGCUGCUAUGGCGAUUUUAGAGAAGGGCGACUAUACUAUGAUCUCUGGGAACCCUUUCAUCAAAAAAUCUGGGUGGAGAAAGAUAUCAUUUUAUUUCAAUAUAUCAUAUGAAAUUAAAGAAAAGAGUAUAGAAUUUGAUGAUAAUCAUAAUGUGCAGCGUGCUGAGUUCAUAGUUCGGGCACACAUGCAAGGGGGUAGGUUCUCUGAUGGAUGGGGAUCAUGUGAAAGACGUGAGAAGAAAUUUAUGAAACCAAAUCAUGAUGUUCCAAGCACUGCUGAAACCAGGGCAAAAAAUAAAGCAUGCCAGGACCUGCUAGGUAUUGGAGAGUAUCGUCCUGGUGUUAAUAGUCAAAGAUAAAAAAGAAAAAAAA
Lactuca saligna is the source of this 962-nucleotide messenger RNA. The record is from the annotation of a GenBank genome assembly. Lineage: Eukaryota; Viridiplantae; Streptophyta; Magnoliopsida; Asterales; Asteraceae.